GCUCUCACACACUCUCAUGUCAGUGAGCGCCGAGAGCUGGCGAGAAAACGCAAGAUAGCAACCAACACCUGCACACACACCACAGUUGCAACCGUUUGCCUGGCCUGGCCUGGCCUGGCCACCCGCCCCUUCCCACUCACCUGUUCGAGCGGAUCUGAGAGGUUUGUGUGAGCAUUGGACGGCAGGAAGUCCCUGUCCAGCUGCAGACUCUUCAACACCCAUUCAAGCGAUGGCGUCUGCACCACACCACACCAUACACACACGUAUCACCAAGCAUCUCAUCUCGUGUGUGUGCAUGGCUGUGUGCCCUGCCCACCCAUCCCUCCAGUCGGUGCAGCUGCGGCUCGAGCACAAACUCAUGCCGCUCGAACUCCCGGCUGUGCAGACACAGCUUGAGGGUCAGCAGCCGAGAGAGCCUGCCCACAUCCACUGCUGAUGAUGAGGGUGAGAGGGCACUGGUGGUGCUGCUGCUGAGCUGCAGGCCGGGCGACCCCACUACAGGCAGCACCGAACCACCACCCUACACACAUACAAACACACAGAGAGGGAGUCCGGCCAGCCAGACCAGACACCGAUGAAUAAACAAAAGAGUGCGUCCGUGGCUGUGCUGCAUACUGACCUGUGUGGCAGUGUCCUGUUGUCGUCUCUGCAUGCCUCUCUCAGGGUUGGCCCCCGCCACGGCCAGCGUAAAGGCGUCGAUGACCGUCCGCACGAACGUGUAGUGCGCCACGUUGGGCGAGACCUCGAUCGGAUGGCGAAAGUCGCUCCUGAAGCUGUAGUGCACCGUGGCCGACACACCCAACUCAUCCGCACGCACACAUGACCAUGACGACGGCGACAUCGCCGGCGACUGAGACACCGCCCCCGGCUGGCGUGACGAGGCGGAGGCGGCCGGGGGCGAGGCGGUCUCCUUCGUGUUGACGAUGUCGAAGAGCUCCAGCGUCCUUAGAUGGGUCAUCAUGUGGGGGAUCACUAUGAUCUGCACGUUCGGCGGCGGCAGAGCCCCACCUCUCGCCGGUGCAGGGUCUUUGUGCAGAUGGAUCGGCUCGAAGGCCAGAGCCAGCGACCUCGUCUGCGGCGGCAGCCUCUCCGGGAGGGCGCUGGCUGUGUCACCAGCAGCAGCAGCAGCAGCACCGGUCAGGUGGACGUACUGCGGUGUGGUGUCGGUCAGCGGCGAGGCAUUGAAGCCGAUCUCCCCCUCAGGCAGGCAGAUGUGCAGCGCCGACCUGUCGGUGAGCGUCUCGCUGAAGAGGUACAGGUGGACGUGCUCCAUCCUGACGGUGAUGCUGCCGUGCGCCCGGCCCUCCAGCAGAUCGACCACUGCGCUUGGGGAGGGGACGGGGAGCAGCGGAGCGGCAGCUGCUGCAGCUGCUCCGGGGGACACUGUGGGCGACGCAAAGGGGGCUGGUGGCGGCUGCAGGUGCCUCUGAGCAAGGCUGCCGAACUCUGCUGCGGCCUGUGCGCCGGCCGAUAAAGGAGGGGACAGCCGUCUCUGCGCCGACUCCCACUGGGCCCUGCAGGAGUCGGCCAGCACCGACGCCACGGCCGUGAGACUCCUCACCGCGGCAGGGCACACCUUGACGGUCAGCUCCCUGGCCACCAGCUGCGACUGGCCCGCACGGAUGACGGCUUCCUCGCACGGCUGCUCAUUAUCUCCGUCAGCACAAGCAUCAGCAGCAGUAGGGCUCGAUGGUGUGCACUGAACGAAGAGGCGUCCGUAGCCUGUGGUGGAGAACUGGGAGUCGCCGUCGGCUGUGACCUCGGUGUCGGCGCACUCGAGGCCGAGCUGCUGGCCCCAGAACUCGAUGAGAGGCUUCCGGUCGUACGUCAGCUCCAGCUCCACAGGAGUCACCUCGGCCCGCCAUGAGUGAGCUGCCCUAUAUUCGGUCUCCCCCUCCCUGCAGCCGCCGCGGUCGUCGUCAGAGCUGCCCGAUGCCUCACCUCCAUCCUCUCCCUCCUCCUCUCCCUGUGGUGCUGCCGUGGUGGAUUUCGUGACCUUAUCUCGUGCCACAUGCCGCACGCUGCCCUCGAUCAGCAGCACACCAACGCCCCCGCCGCCACGCAGGAGGGGCUCUGAGUGCCAGCGAAGGUUGCUCGCACGGACGGCGAUGGUCAGGGCGUCCAUCCGCAGACCCGACUCCAUCCGACCUGGCUCUGCACGGCACGGGGGAGGAAAGGAGAGAAGAGAGACAUUUCGUGUGUGCAUGAUGGGAUGGCGGAGAGGGGGCUUGGCGUCGUGUUGGCUUACCGACGAUGGAUAGCUCAAGCGGUUGGACGGUGAAUGUCAUUUCUGACCCGACGGACGCGGGGUGCCUCAUGUCGCCCACCACCCUCAUGUAGUGGACGGUGGAGUGCACCAUCAGCGAAGACGACGCCCCGGCAACCACACCCUCAGCCCCCGCUUCUAUCUCAUCCAGGGUGUGUGUGGUGGCCGGGGAGUGCGGGGGCGAGAGGGAGGUCUCCUGGUGGAUCUCAAACUCUGCCGUCAGCUUGUGCAGGGCCAUGAUAAGGGCAGCGAGCCGGUCCAUGUAGCGGUUGUUGUACUGCACCCGCAGCUCUCGCUGGAAGUGGUGCACCGUCACCAGCGGCAGGUCGGCGUCGUUACGCAGCCCCACGGCAGCCGAGUGCUGGAUGUUCAGCCCCUUGACGUCGAGCGAGAAGACACGCGACGGGGCCGCGCUGCUGAAGGUGAUGUAGGCCUCGCACGCUGGCAGGUGCACAAAGUUGAUGUGCAGAGGCACCUCUAACCCCUCCCCUCUCCUACCCCCACCCUCCGCCUGCUGCCGGUGACAGGUGUCUCGGUCGGGUUGGUCGUCGUCGUCGUCGUCUUGCGGCGACGAGAGCUGGUGCAUGCCCCAUGACUGUGUGAGGUUGAAGCCCUCCUCCAAAUGGGUGACGACCAGGAUGUCGCUGGGUGUGAUGGGGACCGUCACCGACACCGUGAUGGUGUUGGCUGACAGCUGCAGGAACACCGGCCGCCUCCCGAGGCUCUCGCCCACCGACACCGACCUCCGAAGGUCAUCCAUACCCAUCACCGUCGCCAUCUGCUGAUCCCCCCUUUCACCGACACCCCCGCCCCCAGCAGCCAUGGGAGACCCACCCCCUCCCCCCUCCACCCCCGCCCUCCUCUUGAUAGUCCUCGCCACAUUGACCAGCGACUGCACCCAGGCCGCACUCAGGCUGAGAAAGAACGGCGGCAGGUGGACGUACAGCAGAGUGGGCGUGUCGUCGCCCCCUCCUGUGCACAGCAGGCGGCAGUCCACGUCGGGGAGGGGGAUCGGCUCCAGCGCUAAUGGAGCGGUGGGCGUGGAGGGCGCGGUGGGGCUCUUGAGGGGGCGCACCAGGGCUGCGGGGUGCUGUGCCGGGGCUGGGGCGGCCCCGUGUGUGUGCGCGGUGACCUUGCUGACCUUGGCUGACACGUCGAAAUGAAACGUGGUGGGGGAGGCCUCCCCCGCGCCAUAGGAAGCGAAUAUGUCGGUCCGUGUGCGCGACGAGGGCCACGACGUCUGAGAAGGUGUCGCUGAGAAGGAUGGGGGCGAGGGCACCAGUUCCGCUGCCAUUGACUGCGCCCGCCUGACCCGCCUCAGCGCCCGAAGCCGGCGCUGCCCCCUCUCCCUCCCCACAUGGCCUCUGCUGCCGGGCAUCCAUGCCGCGCAGAAGGUGCGUGUGGCCCUUAUGGCCUUGCUGUCCACAUACACGUCGGUGGACUCCAUGCCGAAGUGGCCACUGACCGAUACCACCACAGAGCGCGGCGCCAGGCCGCCAGAAGACGAGAUGGGCGUGGCGGGGGUGGUGUCGUCCUGAUCCGACGAGGUGUGCUCGGCGAGGCUGAGACCGGCGUUGAAGGCCAUGUCGCAGACGCUCACGCCGAGAGAGCCCUCAUGGGCCUGUGGGCUGCGCCAGAACUCGUUACGAUGGAAAAGGCCAAGACUGGCGAGUGGAUCGACGACGAGUGCGCACGAGACGCAUCCCUUGAGGUCAUGCACCAUCGACCGGGCCCCCACCUCCACUCUGUCGCCCUCGGGUCUGUUGAGCGUCACGGUGGUCUCCAUGCGGGUCGUGAAGAAAGACGCCAGACCCUGCAGCGUGGGUGAGUAGGCCUCCAGAUGCUGCACGCUCACUUCGAAGGCAAAGCUCCGACGACCCACACCUUCGCCUCUCGUCGCUUCCCGCUCCUCCGCCCUCUCUCUGUCCCUGCUGGCCUGGGCCGUGCCGCGGUGCUGGUGGAAGAGCGCUUCGAGGCUCUGUUGAAGGCCUUCGUCGAUCUUUUUGAGGGUCUCCAGGUGCGUGCUGCGGGACCUCUUGCCGACGGGGAGCGGGGGAAGGGCAACCGCCUCGGCGGCAAUGUCCUCCUCGUGUGUGUCUGCACGCCUCGUCUCUGCGUCGAUCAGGAAGGGCCGGGCCACCUCGUAGUACUCGAUGGCGACGUUCAUGAGAGUGUCGUGACACCCGGGAUGCGCCACAACCCUCGGCUGCUUCACCUCCAGCCGGGCAUUUCGUCGCGACGCCUCGAUCUGUGUGGUGACUUCAGCGGUGAUCUCCAGCGCAGAGGCCUCCUUGUCGGCCAUCUGCUGCCCAUGGCGGCCCUCCACAGUGGCCGUCUUGGGCGAUCCGCCGCCUGUGCACUUGUGGUCCUGGUUGCCGUCUGCAGGCUCAUCCGACAUGUCUGGCAGCUGUGGCACCGACACCGACCGCUUGAUGGCAUGCAGGGGGUGGACGGGGGAACGCACCUCCUGCAUCUCGAUCCGCCGCGUCACCGCCAGCAGCACGUGCUUGGUGCUGAUGAGCAGGUCGGCCACGUGCUGGGGCUGGCAGGAGGCGAGCAUCAGGCCCUCAACAGUUCCCUCAUCGGCGUCGCCCCCUGCCGGUUCGUCGUCGUUGUCCUCUGUGGGUGCACUGGCGCUGCGGGGGGCGGCCGAGCCCUCCUUGUCGGACGCCAUGCUGCUGUCGUGAUGCUGAUGCGAUGAUGAUGGGGCCUCCUUGCGAACCGAGAAUCGGGUGGCCGACGUCUGGAAGCGCAUUGAGCCUGUGGUCGCCGACACACGGAGCGCCACGCCUUGGAAGGUCAAGUCGAUGGCGACCCGCAGCCGCUGCACCACAGUCGAUAAUGAGGCGUCCGCUGCUUUAGGUGGCGGAGGUGGCACAUGUUGGAUCGACUCGGAUGACGCCGAGAUGACGGCCGGGACGACCGACACCGACAACUGGUUUGCGAUGACGAGCAGGUGGCGCAUCUCCUCCAGCCCGAUGGACACGUUGAUCUGCGCCACAGUGAGGGUGGCCUUCAGCACCAUGUCGCCCGACGACCGAGGGGCAGAGGGGGAGGGAGAGGGGGAGGGCGAGAUGCUGGAAGCACUGCUGCCACGAUGAGAGGGACCUGACUGCUCUGACUGCGCCUCGACGCGCUGAAAGGGGGAGAGGUCCGCAGACGACCCAAGGCUCUGUUGCGAACGGAUUGACGCCGAUUCCCGCCAGGCCUUGAAGGCAAACGACCCGGCGGCGUCGACAGCCGGCAGUGAGUGGCCUCUGCGGGUGAUGGCCCCUUGGGAUCGCUCCAUGAAGGUGAGGGAGUGGGUAGAGAUCCCGGCGUUGACCACCACCACCACCUGCGCCCGUCCGCCCUUGAGGCUGUCCGUCGACGCCCCCAGAAGAGAGCUGACGGGUGCGGCGGAGGAGAGGCCGGUGACCUCCAAGCCGAGCGACACAGCAGCGAUGCCAUAAGAUAGGCCGAUGGCUGGCGAGGGGUAGUACACGAUCCGGCUGUCGGUCGCACGCAUCACGUGUUGCAAGGCAAGCGGGUUGCCGAAGGUGCCCUCCUGCAGGACGGGAAACGCUCCGUCGGCCUCGGCCUCAUCGUGGCCGGCUUCCUGGUCUCCCUCGUCUGCCUCGAUUGCCUUGGCCGCACCGCCCCAGGCGUCCACGAAUGCCCGGAUGCCCUUGGCGAAGGCCGGGGUAAUCAGGUACAGCGGAAGCUGGGCAAGGAGACCGUCGACUGACAGCCCAGUGCACGCCCCAUACUUGCUGCCGUUCUUGGUGGCCGAUGUGCAUGCAGCCGACUUGCUGCCGUUCUUGGUGGCCGAUGUGCAUGCAGCCGAUGGGACGAGGCAGUGGCCGUCGAGUCUCUCGAUGGACACACAGAAGGAUCCGAAGCCUGCCAGGGCGUUCUGGAUGGACAGGUGGUGACCUGCCUUGUCGCAACUUGUGGCCGUGGAGCUGAUGAGGGUGUAGCGGACGGCCUCGGAUGCGUCGCCCGUUGCCGAGUUGUUGGCCGUCGUGAUGCGCAGCAUGACCGUCUCGUCAUCACCGUUCCCCGCUUUCCCCUCAUCGGCCAGCGACGAGCACAUGGCGAAACCGUACUGGCGGACGACAGCGGUAAGCGUCCAGGGACGCGACAGCCGCUCCUUCACGACCUCACUCGCACCCUUGUCCUUUGCUGCCGCCGGUGCCAUCGCCUUCUCACCAGCCUUGGGCGAUGCAGCGUCGGUCAUGAGCAUCAGUUUGGGGUCGAUGGACACCAGCGAGUCCCUUCGGGGUGAGGACAGAGUCAGGCUGGUCAGCGAUGCGUGUCGUGGCCGCUGCUUGGGCCGGGGCACCUCUGUCUUGCUCAGCAUCAGCCGGUGUGGGUAGGAGGGGCUGUGCCGACGAUCCCCACGGAGGGCGGAGGUGGUCGUGCGGGUGAUGGGGGAGAUGUCGGCGUGCGCCGCAGCUGGCUCGAGUGCUGGUGUCAGGGAAGCGGUGGCAGCCUGCACGUGUACGUAACACACAGAGGGUAAAGAGUCACAGUCCGACAGGCCGUGUGUUGUUGUCACAUUGUGCACCUGGAUGGACUCCACGAUGCUCGAUAGUGUGCCUGCCAGCUGCAGCACUCCCGGCUCCACCACACAGUGGACCGAGGACACAGACAGGCUGGCGCAGACGCUGGACACAUCGGCACCCUCGCUGUUCCCUUCGCCCUCUCCACCAGCAGCAGGCGCAGGUGCAGGUGCCACUGCGGCCGCCGGCAGCUGCAGGAUGAGGGAUGUGGUGGUCAGCGCCAGACGGGACACCAGCACGGUCGCAGGGGCGGCGACGGGAGGGGCAAUGGCCAGACUGGGGUUGGGCGGCGUCUGAGGCGAUAGCGUGGCUAUUGAUGACCGUCUCCUCUCGGCCCCUUUCGCUUUCUGUCCGCCGGCUUCCUCAACGCUGCCCGCCCUCACGGCGACGAUCGGAGCGCCGUCGUCGAGUGUGCGGGCCGGGAGGGCUGGCGACACGGGGACAGACAUGGACGCAGCGGGCGCAGCGGUGUGCCUCGUCUCUGUGGUCGGCGUGGGCAUCUUGCGCUCAUAGCGCACCUCGGCUGUGGAUGUGAGGGCAAUGCGCAGGUCCCAGGGAGCGUUCAGGGCGGCGGGGGGUGGUUGGGAUGGGUUGCCGAGUGUGGUCGGCUGAGUGCUGCUAGGUUGCUUCAUGAAGUCCAGAAGGGGCGUCAUCCUAAGGAAGAAGGAUAAGACAGGCAAUGCAUCCAUCCAUCCAUCCGUAGGCGACACCAUUGCUGGUGGCGGUGGUGGUGGUGGCGCUUACCAUGCGUCGUAGGUGCUCCUGAUGAGUUGGUGUCUCGUCACAAUCCGAUGGCGCUCCACGAGGCCGAUCAGAUGGGCGUUGAUCAGACGCCGACCCGCACGCACACACGCACACAUCGACGCGUGCUGCGCCACAUAGUCGAGGGAGGUCCCGUCUGGGCGGCCGAAUGACCUCAGGGCGUCGGCUGUGAAGAUCUGUCGGACAGACACAUACAGAGACAGAGGACAAGGGGGGGCGAAUGGAGACCACAUCGUAGCGUGGGGUGAGGAGUAUGCGUCUUCUCACUGACCUCUGAGAGCAGCUGCGUCCAUCCGUCGUUGACAUGUGAGGUGGUCCUCUGCCUGACUUCACGAAUGUCUGCCCCCAGCGCUUGAAUGGCAACGGCACACGUGUCCACCUGACGCACAAACCAAUGGAUGGACGAUGCCAUCCAUCCAUUGAGGUGUCUGUCACGGCUCACCGCGAGAGGGGCCACUCCAUCGGUCACACGCAUCACAACGUCCCCCACCUCCAUCUCCAUCACACCGCCCUCCGUACCGACCGGCAUGUGCAGACGAAACCUCCCACCCACCACAUCGAAGCGGACGCCCCCAUAGCCAUCCCGCUGUCCGCCCUCAGCCACACGUGGCCCAGCGGCCCUCUCGCUGACAGCACGAACGAGCUCCUGGGAGAAUGCCGGCCGCUCGCUGUUGUCUAUGGUCUUGCGAUAUAUGUGCCAGUGGAUGGCAUCGAUGUCACAGAAUGCGGCAUGCAGGGAGGGCGGGGCAAGGUGCGUGGCGGAAGAACGAAUGCAGAGGUGGAGGGUCUUCAUCUCGAUACGUGAAGCCGCUCGGUCGGCCGAUUGAGGGGCAGCAAAGAUGCCGCCUUGUCCCUCCUUCGGCGUGUGCUCGCCAUACAUAGUCCCAUCCUCCUCACCGGCCUCUGGCUCAUCUCCCCUAUCCUCUUCGAUGCCUGCGGUCCCCCGGCUGCCCUCCAUCUCGACCACGAGGGACACAGACGGCCCGCCGAUCGACCACACAUCGGCCUGUGUGGUCACAGACGCACUCUCCCCCUCAAUGCCACCUUGCGAUUUCCUCCUCCGCUGCGGUGGCAGUGGCGGAGCUGGGGGCGGGGCAAAGGCCGCGAACUCGAAUGUGUCGAAGAGGGCCAGGUAGGUGCGCGACGGGGUCGUCGACCAAGAGGUCGUCGAUGAGGCCAUGAGAUCCACAAGAUGGCUCAUGCCAUGAUGACUGAUGCGCACAAGCACACCUUCGACCUGCCGAUUGUCUUGUUUGGCCGUGGUGGUCUGGAGGGACACGUGUGUGACGGUGAAGGGGCCACCGGUCAAAGGGGUGGGCUCGUUGAUGGCUCGCUGGAAAGGGCCCUUGAGCGACGAAUAGGGCACAAAAUGACAACGGGACUCCGCAGACCUGCAUAACAGAAAGAGACGGUGAUCGGCCGUCCGUGUGUCCGCGUCAUACUCAACCGACUCACCUUUGUUGCACUUUGGACGGUCGCCUUCGCCCGGGCGGCUUGACGGGGUACGGCACACCCACCCCCUCCCCGGCACACUCAUCGGCACUCCUGAGCACUAUCCUCGCACCACAGACCUUCGCACAUGCCGCCCUCUCAUCGCACCCAUCAUCCUGCCGCCGUAUGGCCUCCACCGCCAUCCGCUGCCCCUCGUUCAUCUUGUCGAAGUAUUCCCGCUGCCUCUGGGGGCUCUGCAGGAGCGACCCCCUGUGCGCCCACCGGCCCUCCCUGUCGGCCUCAUCGUCGCUCUCUGACGGCACAGACAAUGCCGUCGGCGCGCGGGCAGGGAUUUCCGUCCGCCACUGCCGUGCGUCGCCGCGACGCACUUCGAGACUCGGCUGGCUGACGAGGGUUUUGGCAUUCUGUUGAUGGCCGAUAGAGGAUCGAGAUGAGCGUUUGAAGUGGACUGAUCGCGUGGUUGCUGCGGCUGCUCGUGUAGGGGGAUGAUGGUCGCUGGGGGCGCAUGUGGCAUUCUCCUCUUCACACGACACAAAGCUGGACAGGUCAUCGUCCAUGAACGAAUCAUCCUCGGCCUCGCCCUGGCACAUACAAUGCACACACCACCCACACAAGGCUUCACUCAAUGCGCCAUCAGUCCUGGUCCUGCCCCCACGUCGCCUCGUCCCACCUUGGUGUGCGUGUGUGUCCCGGAUUUACUGUCAUUCAGCUCCUCCCCGACGGAGUGCCACGACCGACUCUUGCUCUGUUGCGCGUCAAGCGCGAAGGACGGGGGCGUCUGCAAGGACUCGUAUGACCCGUAGGUGUCCCUCCUGCCAGCCCCACUGGCACUGCCCUCCAACUCGAUGUCCGACAGGCUGAUGGGGCUGGCCUCCUCUGUGGGCGGCGACCGGCGGGCGACGAACUCCCCGAGCGACGUGCGGCGGCUUUGCUGUUGGGCUGUGGGUGGGGGCAGCAGGACGACUGAAGACGAAUCGCGAGAAAACAGGUCUGAGCGAUGCGAAGGGGAGGCAGGGGGCAGUGACAAGUGUAGGGACGAGAAGUGUCGGUGCCGUUGUGUGUGUCUGACCUGACAUGGUGCGGCGUUGAGGGAUCGGGAUGGACAGCGGCACAGUAGCUGUAGCCGCCUUGUCGGGCUGCCCCUGAUCGAUAUCCUGGACCCGCUCAGGCGAACUGACUGUGGCCCUUACCAUCUGCCGCUGCCUCCGCCGUCGACCAGAUGAUUCGCACACCAUCUCAGCUGGGUCGCCUAUGGUGCCGGGGAGGCUGUCGAACACACCCUUCAGCGACAUCACAGACACCGGCCGCUCUUCUGUCGCAUUGUCCGCAUCCCAUUGCUCGUCCUGUCGGUCGAAGUAGACGGUGCUGAUGUGGGGCAGGUCGCUCGUGGCGGUGCCGUGUUGGUGGUGCGGGAGAUCGAGUGGCCAGUCGUGCUGACUGGUGGGGUGGACGCAUGCAGUGGCGGUGAGGGCGUGCCGGCCCUGCUCCGACAGAUAGGCAUCCUGACCGGUAGAUCGAUCCAGACAUGGAAAGCACACAUGACGUAGACAGACAGACAGAUCAUAUUGGGAGCGAAUUCGUUCGGUCACCUGGACGUCUUUGGUGAGGCCGUGUGGGUUCCGUUUGCCGCUGAGGAUGACACCUCCGCCCCGCACGUCCAUGAGUGUGUCGCACACAAUCUCCCUGAGGGCACUCUGGUGGGCCGGCCUGCCAGUAGUGGCCGUCACUGACCGAUACGUGACGAUCCGCACCAUCGGCACCUGACAGCAUACAUGUACGCAGAGAGGGAAGUAUGAGACUCUCGUGAAGGCUGCAUGUACGCCGGCUUGCUUGCCUGGCCUCUGAUGUGUUGGUGAAACAGAUUGCAGAAGCGUGUGUCCUUGCACAAGUGCAGACCUGACGAAGCACAUCCGAACACACAUAUCAAUCCGUGCAUCCAGCCUGCCUGCCUGCCUGCCUACUGGCCGCUCUAUGUGCACCAUACCCACCGUAAGGUAUGCUGGCGACGGUCACGUGCCCAUUGAGUGGCACGGCCACCCUUACAGCCCCCAGCCUGACGUCCACCACAUUCACAGCCAGGUGAAGUCGCUGCCCUUCCCGCGCCUUGACCACCGUGCCCUUCAUCCUUGCUAUCUCGGGUGGCAGCCGGCGCCGCCACGGCCGCUCCUCCAUCGGCAUUGGCGACUCGGCCGCUGCUCGCGUGUCGAUCCGCUCCAACACACUCUCUGAUAGACCUGCACGUAUGCAACAGGCGCCUCGCAUGUACGUAUGUUCGAAUGUCCAUCCGUCUGUCCAGUGACUCCUUUUCCAUUUCUGUGUCUGUGUGUAUGUAUUGAUGCGUACCGGUCUUGUUUGAUGAUACGGAUGAGCGCUGGCUCUUCCUGGUGCUUGCGUGCGAGAUCAUUUCCUUCUUGAGGACCGCCGGCGGGGCGCUGAUCGUCCGGCGCCCUUCGUCGUCAUUGUCCGAUGCCGCCUCGUCGGUGCCGUCGUCCUGUGUGGUGCUAAGGAUGGUGGACGCGAACCUGACGUGAUGGUGAUGACCCGUGGGGCUGUCGGUCGGAGACGGGGGCAAUGACGAUAGAGGCGACCUGAUACACAAACGGACAUUGCAGGCUUGGAUGGAUGGGUGUCGGUGCGUACUCCGGGUCGCAGCAGGCCCUCUGCCCCGGUACGGCCAGCUCCGCCACGUUCCACUGGUGUGACACACACCGCGCCGAGUGCACCAGCCGACCGAUGUGUGCGGGCGAUAUGCGGCCACUGAGGCGACCGAUGGACGGGGAGAGGGAGCAGAAACACGGCACCAAGUCAGGCAGCGGGCUGAAGAUGGCAUGGUUGUGGAACCGCAGACCCUGCACACAUACGCCCUCCCCGUCCCCCUCCAGGUCCAUGUGUAUGUCGUCCAUUUCCACCACCACGUCGACGAAGGCGUUGGUGCCACGCAUCACGACUCUCACGCCGGGGCUGGUGACCACCAGAGGGUCGCACACCGACGUGACGACAAAAUCGCGCGUCGAUGAGCGGUUGACGGGCGAGGGCGCCGACAGGAUGUCGGUCGACAGAGACGAGGGUAGAAGGAAGCUGACGUCCUGUGACAGACCACACCACACAUACACAGACACCGUGCGUAUCGAUCUGUUGCCACGCAGGGUCACCCACCUGGCAGUCGACUUCCAGGAAGACCUCGAAAUCGUUGAUGGGGAUGACAGUGUCGCCGUCUCUGAACCUCGUGACCUCGUGGUGCCUUGCCAGCCAGUUCUCGCGGGCGUCGUGGUCGUACUGAGAUGUGGUACACGACAGCACAUAGGGGCCGCCCAUGUUGUCAGCCAGCCACUGCAGGGUGUGCAACACGUGGCCCUCGCACGACAAGGUGACGCUCGAUGCAUCUGGGAAAUAAACAGAGGGGAGGAAGGGCACUGUCUCAUAUGUGAUCGCUGUGGCGUACCGAUGUUGAGCGUCAGAUGAUCGCGAUAAGCUAGUUAGAAAGACAGCACGACACAAAGAUGACAAACUCAUCUCUCAAUAACCCAUUCCUGCUUCCUUCGUCCUUACAGGGGUUCAGGUUGUAGAAUCCCGAGUACCUUCCCCCACACGCCAGCCCCUCCCACUGCAGCGCCACACCCAGACCGCGACCAUCCACCUCAGGUGACGUCCAGUACCGCCCGCCAGCAGAUGGGGAGCCGACGUCAACGUCGUAGCCCACGUGAUUGAUGGCGCGCGGGUAUGCGGGGAGCGGCGGCUGCCUCCCAGGGCCGGUGCGUGCCUCGCUGUCCAGACCCAGAGGGUGGCCGGAAGGGAACGACACAGCUGAAAGAAGAAACGGUUGACUGACGGACCACACUUGUCUGUGCUGUUCCUUUACUUGAGCAGCCACUGACCUGCUGCAGCUGUGUCGCAGUUGAUUCGGAAGUCCAUCGUUGCCACCUCUGAGAUGUAAACCAGAAACGCCUGGCUGCACACACACACAUUGACACGUGUCAAUGCAUCCUCAGUAUCCGAACCCAACACGUCGGCACGGACCUGGUUUGUAUGUUGAGUGCGCGUGUGUGCAGGAUGAUGCAGAGAGUGUCCCUGAGGGCGAGAGGGUAGUUAAGCACAUUGUGUUUGGCGGCCGGGAGGAUGAGCUCGGCGUCGUGGAAGUCGUAUGUGAGUGUGUAGACUGCAGGGAUGAAACACACCCAACCACUGUCGGGCCUGUCACCACCUGCACACACCAAGAGAAGUAGACACACUGCCAUGUGUUCGUUGUCGCCAUCCUGACCCCAUUCUGUGAGGAGGCAGCUGAUGGCAUCGAUGAGUUCCCUCGUCAGCCACAGAGACGCCUUGGCGAACCGAAAGGUGAAGUCCCACAGCUGCUUCUCGUUCCACCGCAGUGGGUAGUGCACGUCUGCUGCGAUCGAAAAGGACUCUACCGUCAGAAACUGACCUGACCAAUGGCAGAAACACACACGAAAUCCUGCCUCUACGAUCAAUAUGGGAUGGCGUGUGUGUGCAUUGUUUGUUGACCCACCCUUGUGUCUUGAGGGCAGCAGGCAGUCGACCGUGACCUUGUCCAUCUUGACGGUCGCGUGGUGCUUCAAAUCAGCCGAUGUCACUAGCGCCCAGGGAAUCUGAUGCAUGGACCCACUCAAGACACAUGCACGUGCAUUCACCCAUACACGAGAUCGUGUUUGUGGGCCUGCCUACCGCGCAGUGGAUCUGUGCCGAUUCCGGCGUGUGCAAGGACAGCUGACACCACCUUGUCUGCGAGCAGAAGGGGACCCUCGCCUCAAUGCCCUGCGCGAAAUCCACCGACAGCUGAAAGGACAGAGAGGAAAAAAACAGACAUGACAGACGUCACGCUUGACGUACACUCCACCGCCCCCUCCCCCACCCACCUCGAGCGUGUGUGUUGCUCUAAUCUUUUUGGCUUUGGCCCUGUAAGGGCGCGAGUCCUCCCAAUCAAAUGGGUAGAGGAUGGAGAGCAACAGCUCCCUCUGGUGGUCCGUCCAGGGCGAGUAGGUCAGGCAGCAGGGCGCCGUGGCAGUGAGGCCCACCAUCAUCUUGGGCAGGGGGGUCUUGGUGUCCACACACACGCCGGGCUGGUCGUAGUCGAUCUUGACGCGCAAGGUGCCGUCGAUGCGCAGCACCUCCAUCUCCACACACGCAUACACAUGCAUACACCAAACUGUCGUCACCCAUUUGUGUGUUUAUGUGUUUGUGUGUGAUGCUCGAUCACCUGCGCUUUCCUCAGCGUGUUGUCUUUCGGCGUGUCGCCGUCAGCCGCCUCGCGGAAAGGACUGUACCUGCACGCACAUCACGUCGACGCAUACACGAGCCUGUUUGCGCUUCUAUGCCAGCUCACUUAGCGUAUGGCCUCUGUGCAGUCCCCUUGUCCCUCUCCUCGCCAGGCCGCCCAUCGGGCGUGUUUGGCGAUGUCGUGGGCGUGGCACGAGUCUCCUCCUACCGACACAAUUUUACACAGCAACACUACGGAUACACGCGCCCCUCCCGUGCUUCUGUGGUGCAAACCUGCGGCGACGUGCGUGAGUCGUCGUUCUCCGCGGCGAUCUGGACUCGCAAUUCCUCGUCGACGUCAUCAGCAUUCUCACUCGCCCGUUUCCCCCUCCCUCCCCGCCGUCGCGACUCCCUUGUCGGUCCCCGGUCGUCCUCAGCGCCAUUCUCCUCCGACACACGCGCCAACCUGAAUGCAUUUACACAGACGCAUGCUUGUUCCCAUCAGACGCUUCGCACUCACCUUCUGGUUCUCCUUCGGUCGAAGAGUCCCGAUCUCAUCCUCUGAUUUGGGAAGACGGGCCUCUUUUGUGUAGCGGACGUGUGGUCUUCCUGCUCGUCGGUGUCGUCGAGGAAGCGCCAGUCCAUUUUCUUGAAGAACUCCACAAACGAAUUGCGCGCCUGAUCAGACAGGGCGGCCAUACAUGUGUGCAUACACACAACCCGCACCAUGCGUCCGUGUGCUGAGUUUUGCUGUGGUGCUUACUCGUUCGAGCAGGUCCUCUUGCACCAGCCGUUGGUGGCGGGCCUGCAACUCGACUGAAUCGGGGACAGAAAAUGACGGGCGCACUGUGCCCGUGUCUGUGCCGGGGUUUUUGUGCUUGCCCACCCGAAUCGACGGCGGUUGGGUUUUCGUCGCACAGUAGCUUCACGUUGUUCAGGGAAAGGUCGGUUUCCACGCGGUAGGGAUCCUCGCGCGGAUACUCCUGACGAUCUGCACACAUACACACACCCACACAGACACACACACGCAGGCGGCCAGGCAGGCAGGCCACACACCAUAGCAUUCUCCACCCGUGUGGACCAUGUGUGUGUGCUCUGACUGACUUGUGGCCAUAUGUGUCCCAUGCAGCGUCCGCACGCUCAAGAUCACGACUGUGGGGAUCUUGGAUGAGCCGAUCUUGACGCAAGACCUCUCCACCUUCAGCUGCAACAGCAGACAUCCAUUCAGAUCAUCGACAGGUGCAAGUGUGGCAGGUGUGAUUCUUGUACCUCAACACUGGGGCACAGUCGGAAGAAUCUCGGUACGGCAGCAGCGAUGGCCUCGACCAACGGAUCGUUGUCGCCCUCUUCCUGGUGGCAAAUGAGCAAAUGGCAUGUCCGCUGCGUGCACGGCAGUCAAGAUGCGUACCACCAGGAGGUCGUCAGCGCCACCCUGUGCAUCUGGAAGACCCACACGCCAACACACCGUGCAGCCACGGCAGGAUUGCGUCCAUCCGCUUGAUAGGCACCUGUCUGUUCGACGGUUUCGUCUUUCUGCUCGUCUGGUAGCGUGCCGUCAGACUCAUCAGCUGGGUCCUCCUGAUGGACAUGGCCUCGUCUGCGCAGUCCCCUCUUGAGCUAGCCUGUCUCUAUGUGCCUACUUGUCUCUUUUUGUGUCUGCCUGUCAUCCUCUUGGUGAGCUGUGCGAUGCGCCCCAUGAUGCGCCGGUGCUUGGCCUCCUCCUGGGCCUCCUCCUUCUUACGACGAGCGAUAACCUGACAUAGACAUACACCCACAUGACACACGCCGGGCACACACAGACACAUAAAUAGACCACACGCGUGUGCAUGUGAAUGAGUCAGCGAGCGUGUGUAUGUGGUUGCCUGUUCCAGGUGUUUGUAUCUGGCCGCGUUUGAGUAGACCAGCACCUCCACACCAUGCAGCUGAAUCGUCACACGAUGCGGGUGGCUGCCCGACGACUGACAACCACACACGCAUCCAGGCAUUCACCCUUCAGCCCUCAUCGUCCACCCGGAUCUGCUUACGUAUGGAGUGUGUACGAUCCUCCGCCAGUAUCGGCACCGCACCUCCAGCCUCGUCAGCAGCACACUCACGCUGGUCGUCGUGUAUCGCACAUGCGACAGCACAAACUUGCCGCCAAGCAAACUCAGCGACACACUGCGGGCCUGACACCACACACACACAAGGAUGAUGCACGGAAAUCGUGUUCGCCUGUGAUUUGCACUUUUGUGGACCUGCAGGUGUGUUUUGCCUCGGAGCACGCAGGAGUUGAUGAGUUUGACGAGGACCAUUGCAAGCAGCCGCGAGAAGACCAUCAGGUAGAAUGCGAUGAUCAGCACCAGGAAGGUGGAGUAGAGGGCGUAGGCCGUGAGGGAGUGCCCCUUCUCGAAACCUGUCAGCUGGUCGCGACUCUGCAUGGCGAUGGAUGAAUGGAUGAGCCCGAGAACAGCUGUUCGCUAAUCCACUACUCCACAAUAAGCGCCUGAUGAAAUGGCCGCAUCACCAUCGUCUGCCGCAUCGUUUCAAUCGCCGGCUCCUCGGUCGUCGUGUUUUCGGCAUCAACGAGUUGCUUUCGUCACUCAUAGUGGAAUAGACAGCGCAAUCCAAGAUCUCCAUCACCACAAGAGCCCGCCCCUCGCCUCUCGCUUUCCC
This is a messenger RNA of Vitrella brassicaformis, 16890 nucleotides long. Lineage: Eukaryota; Vitrellaceae. The record is from the annotation of a GenBank genome assembly.